This is a messenger RNA of Penicillium digitatum Pd1, 1344 nucleotides long. RefSeq names its product putative NADPH oxidase (NoxA). Gene Ontology annotation, molecular function: superoxide-generating NAD(P)H oxidase activity. Gene Ontology annotation, biological process: defense response; superoxide anion generation. Gene Ontology annotation, cellular component: NADPH oxidase complex; plasma membrane. The record is from RefSeq and is a predicted model, not a curated record. NCBI's taxonomy places the organism in Eukaryota, Fungi, Ascomycota, Eurotiomycetes, Eurotiales, Aspergillaceae.
AUGCUAGCUUUCACAGCCAUUCACACCGCUGCCCACUACAUCAAUUUCUACAACAUCGAAAAGGAUCAUAUCCGCCCAGAGCUUGCAGUUGAGAUCCAUUUUGCUCGCGCAAGUGGUAUCACUGGCCAUGUCAUGCUCCUGUGCAUGAUGCUCAUCUAUACCACCGCCCACCACCGUAUUCGCCAGCAAGCAUAUGAAACCUUUUGGUAUGGGCAUCACCUUUUUAUUCCGUUUAUGCUGGCACUAUACACGCAUGCCACUGGGUGUUUUGUGCGAGAUACUGCCAGCCCUAUCUCUCCUUUCGCAGGACGAAAGUUCUGGGAUCAUUGCCUUGGCUAUGAAGGGUGGAGAUGGGAGUUGGUCAUCGGAGCUUUGUAUCUCUUCGAGCGACUUUACAGGGAGAUUCGAUCCCGGCGCGUGACGGUCAUCACAAAAGUCAUCCGUCAUCCUUAUGCCGCCAUGGAGAUCCAGUUCCAAAAACCAAGCAUGAAGUACAAAGCCGGACAAUGGGUGUUCCUUCAAGUGCCUGAUGUCUCCAGUACUCAAUGGCAUCCGUUCACCAUUACAUCCUGCCCCUUCGAUCCAUAUCUCAGCAUCCACGUCCGUCAAGUCGGAGAUUUCACCCGAGCACUCGGAGAUGCACUCGGUUGUGGUCCCGCCCAAGCCAAAGACCUGGAAGGCCUCGACCCCAACGGCAUGUACGAAGUUGCUCUGCAGAACGGACAGACCAUGCCCGCAAUGCGCGUGGAUGGACCAUAUGGAGCCCCCGCAGAAGAUGUGUUUGACAACGAAAUCGCUGUGCUUAUCGGCACCGGAAUCGGAGUCACACCCUGGGCAUCAAUUCUCAAGAACAUUUGGCAUCUCCGCUCAGGUCCCAACCCUCCUAGCCGGCUACGACGUGUCGAGUUCAUCUGGGUCUGUAAAGAUACCUCAUCAUUUGAAUGGUUCCAAGCUCUGCUAUCUUCUCUCGAAGCCCAAUCCGCCAACGCGGCUGCUAGCGAGGGAAGUGCUGAGUUUUUGCGUAUCCAUACCUAUCUCACACAGCGCCUUGACGCUGACACCGCUGCAAACAUCUACCUCAACUCUGUUGGACAGGCUCUCGACCCUCUCACCGAGUUAAAGAGUCGGACGAACUUUGGUCGUCCGGACUUUAAGCGGCUUUUUACCGCCAUGCGGCUUGGCUUGCUGGACCAAUCUUACAUGGCUGGUCUGCAUAGUGCUGCUACCACCGAUAUCGGUGUAUAUUUCUGUGGUCCUAAUACUGCUGCCAUGCAGAUCAGCGUUGCGGCCAAAUCUUCAUCAACAAAGGACGUCCGGUUUAAAUUCUGGAAGGAACACUUCUAG